This is a messenger RNA of Penicillium diatomitis, 984 nucleotides long. RefSeq lists its product as uncharacterized. Bases 1 to 984 code for a protein of 327 amino acids. The record is from RefSeq and is a predicted model, not a curated record. Lineage: Eukaryota; Fungi; Ascomycota; Eurotiomycetes; Eurotiales; Aspergillaceae. The transcript has a single exon.
AUGCCUAAUAGACGACCUCUCCCAAACGACCAUGAAUCUAUCCGAUCCAGCGAGUCCAACCACUCCGUUUCCACAGCCUGUCGAUCAAUCCCACCGGCUGGACACCUUCGUCGCCGAAGAACAGUCACCCAACUGACACGAUGGGUCUCAAAGCGCAUGUCCCGAUCGUCUAUGCCCGCAUUGGGCCAGUCGAUCGAGCUCACCGAGACAAAUAUCAGGGCUCUCGAUGCGACAGUCGAGACUCACUCUGACCGAUCACUCCCGCAACUUGUACAAGCACACUCGGACUCACAGUCGCAUUCGCAAUCGCAAACACAAUAUGACCAUUCUCCUCACCACCAAUUCCUCCCAUAUACCCCUCAAUCGCCCACCUUUGACUCCAAGACCCAACACCCCGAUUUCCCCUAUCACUCGAUAGAAGGCAUCCCCCAACGCCGUCAAUCUAAACGCGUCCAGCGCGACAGAGAACGAGAAAAGCGAGUCCGUCGCUCCUAUGCUGAAUUCUGCGAAGACUUCACUCUCUCCGGCCCCAUCGGCCCCAUCAAAGAAUACGACAUGACCAUGGAUCUGACCGAGCACGAAGAACCAUCCUCUCAACCCACACCGCCACCAGCACCACAACCAUUCCAGCGCGCAGGUCUAUAUAACACCGACCAUCCCUCGGCGCAAACCCCGUCCAGCUACGAGUAUCAGCAGUUCCAUCAUCACCAGCAAGACAGUCCAUACAGCGAUGCACGACAGGACACAAUCAACUCCACCAUGUGGACAAGACCGUAUGAUUCGCAAAGUAUCCGGUCGCAGUCUUCUUCGGCUCCCGGUCCACGUCCGCCCUCUCCGAUCAUGACCCCGACCGUCUACAAGGAGAUGCAGCGCGCGGUGCAAGCUAAGAAGCAGGCGCGGAAACGCAAGAUUCUCGCGCCUUUCCGAGCUUUGUUUGGCUCCGUGCAACCGAUGCGGAAGCAGUGGUUUAAUAUCGAUCACUGA